UGUGACCCAGCCCGAUUCGAAAUGCUUGGGUUGGAUAUGGAUGAAUUUGCAUAUUGUGAUAAAUCUCUCCCAUAUCAUGUCAGGGCCAAGGACUUGCUGGAUCGUAUGACCUUGGUUGAGAAGGCCGACCAAAUGGGACACGGCACCAGUGUUGGUAUCCCAAGGAUUGGAUUACCACCAUACAAUUGGUGGUCCGAGGCACUACAUGGCGUCUCUAAUACUGGACCCGGCACUCACUUUGACUCGGUUGUUCCUGGUGCAACAAGUUUUCCAACUGUCAUUCUCACCGCCGCAGCCUUCAAUCAGACACUUUGGAAAACUAUUGGCAAGGUUGUUUCAACCGAAGCAAGAGCAAUGUAUAAUCUAGGACGAGCAGGAUUAACAUUUUGGAGUCCUAACAUCAAUGUAGUGAGAGAUCCUAGAUGGGGAAGAACUCUGGAGACACCAGGCGAAGAUCCUUUCGUUGUUGGACUGUAUGCAGUUAACUAUGUAAGAGGGUUGCAAGAUAUUGAAGGACAAGACAACACUAGUGAUCCUAAUUCUAGACCUCUCAAAGUUUCUGCAUGCUGUAAGCAUUUCGCUGCUUAUGAUGUUGAAAAUUAUCUUGGUCUCGACCGACUCCAUUUUAAUGCAAAGGUGGCUGAACAAGAUAUGAUGGAGACUUUUAAUUUACCCUUUGAGAUGUGUGUCAAAGAUGGUGAUGUUAGCAGUGUUAUGUGCUCUUAUAAUCGUGUCAAUAACAUUCCAACUUGUGCUGAUUCUUAUCUUUUGAAAAAAUUAGUUAGAGAAGACUGGAAUUUACAUGGGUAUAUAGUAUCAGACUGUGAUUCUAUUGCAGAAAUCGUGAAAAGUCAUAAAUGGCUUGAUGACUCAUGGGAAGAUGCUACAGCUCAUGUGCUAAAAGCAGGUAUGGAUUUGGAUUGUGGAGAUUCCUACAAGUAUCUUCCAAGCGCAGUGAGUCAAGGAAAAGUUGGAGAGGCUGAUAUGGAUAAGUCACUCAACUACCUUUAUGUAGUACUCAUGAGACUAGGGUUUUUUGAUGGAAUUCCGGCGUUGGCAUCACUUGGCAAAAAGGACAUAUGUUCAGAAGAAAAUAUUGAAUUGGCAGCUGAAGCAGCUCGACAAGGGAUUGUGCUUCUUAAGAAUGAUAAUGAAACUUUGCCAUUAGACGCUACAGAGAUUAAUAACCUAGCACUCAUCGGGCCACAUGCCAAUGCGACUGAUGCAAUGAUUGGGAAUUAUGCAGGUAUUCCAUGCAAAAUCAUUUCUCCACUUGAGGGUUUUUCUGCAAUUGGAGAAGAGGGUGUUUCUGGAUUUGCAGGAGUGAAUUAUCAAAUGGGAUGUGCUGAAAUGAAAUGCCAGAACGAUAGCAUGAUAAACUCUGCCGUCCAAGCCGCAAAAAAGGCGGAUGCUACUUUACUUUUUGUAGGGUUAGAUUUGUCUAUUGAGGCUGAAUGGGUUGAUAAAGAAGAUCUUCUCCUUCCUGGUUAUCAAACUCAGCUAGUCACUGAAGUUGCUGAAGCUUCCAAAGGUCCAGUUAUUCUUGUCAUCAUGUCUGCCACUGCAGUAGAUAUUUCCUUUGCUAAAAUCAACCCCAAAAUAAAAUCCAUUUUAUGGGCUGGAUAUCCUGGUGAACAAGGUGGUCGUGCUAUUGCUGAUGUUGUUUUCGGAAACUACAAUCCUGGAGGAAGAUUGCCACUCACAUGGUACGAGGCUAGCUAUGUUGAUAAUCUGCCAAUGACAUCCAUGGCUUUAAGGCCAGUUGGUGACUAUCCUGGAAGAACGUACAAGUUCUUCAAUGGCUCAACAGUAUAUCCUUUUGGUUAUGGAUUAAGUUAUACAAACUUCACAUACGAGCGUAAAUCUGAAGAAAUGUCUAUCGAUAUAAAAUUGAACAGACUUCAACAUUGUCACAACUUAACUUAUUUGGAUGAAAAUUAUCAACAAGAUUGUCCUUCAGUUUCAAUUGCUGAUUUACCGUGUGAGGAUGAAAUUGCGUUUGACAUCACGGUACAAAAUGCGGGGCAAAGGGAUGGAAGUGAUGUUCUUAUGGUGUACUCAAUUCCACCGAAAGAAAUCAAUGGAACUCAUAUCAAGCAACUGGUCGGAUUUGAAAGGGUUUAUUUAAAAGCAAAAGAGAGCAAGAAGGUGAACUUUGGGCUUAAUGCUUGUCAAAGCUUGAACAUUGUUGAUGUGUCAGGUUAUAGGCUUUUGGCAUCUGGUUUGCAUAAAAUUGUGGUGGGAGAUACUGCACUACAAAUUCCAGUGCAAGUCAAUUAUAACCGGUAGAAAUUUAAUUUGGAGUUGUGAAAAUGUAGGAUUUGAUAGUUAUGUUAUUGAUUUAGUAGGACUUGAUGACUUGUUUUGUUAAGUUAGGUUGGACUAGAUUAGGCAAAGGGUAAAUGUAAAAACAUGCUCUUUGUUGAAAUAAUAA
Molecule: messenger RNA, 2434 nt
Organism: Theobroma cacao (cacao)
Lineage: Eukaryota; Viridiplantae; Streptophyta; Magnoliopsida; Malvales; Malvaceae
Product: putative beta-D-xylosidase 5
Biological process (GO): xylan catabolic process; arabinan catabolic process
Molecular function (GO): alpha-L-arabinofuranosidase activity; xylan 1,4-beta-xylosidase activity
Source: RefSeq, a predicted model, not a curated record